Molecule: messenger RNA, 1251 nt
Organism: Penicillium lagena
Lineage: Eukaryota; Fungi; Ascomycota; Eurotiomycetes; Eurotiales; Aspergillaceae
Product: LSB5 family protein
Exons: 2
Biological process (GO): endocytosis; actin filament organization; actin cortical patch localization
Cellular component (GO): actin cortical patch
Molecular function (GO): ubiquitin binding; phosphatidylinositol binding
Source: RefSeq, a predicted model, not a curated record
AAACCCUACUCGGCAGUAACCGUGCAGGUCGAGGUGCUCACGAGCGAGCAAUAUGAGGAAGACGACCCAGCGGGUAUUGUUGAUCUGAUCGAAGUCAUUCGCAUCCAAGCCAGCGGCCCGACCGAAGCCAGUCGAGCCCUGCGCAAGAAGCUGAAAUACGGCAAUCUCCACCGCCAACUCCGUGCGCUCACGAUCCUCGACUUUCUGAUCCAGAAUGCGGGGGACCGGUUCCUUCGCGAAUUUGCCGAUGAGCCAUUGCUCGAACGCCUUCGUAUUGCGGCCACCGACUCUGUUUCCGACCCGCUCGUCAAGCGGAAAUGCCAGCAGCUCUUUGGACAAUGGGCUGCAUCCUUCAAGGAUAAACGGGGCAUGGAGAAGAUUGGUGCGCUGUACCAGCAGCUUCCGAAGCGGAAACAGCCAGCCAAUCAAGCCAAGGCAAAAGUGCUCCGCGAAGGAGCAAACACGAACAAUGACCAGCCUAUGGGGCACAGAGUGUCUGUAUCCACUGGAAGUGGCCCGGCCAGAGAAUUGGCCAGCCCGAAGCCAAAGUCCAGCAGCAAGCCUAAGAAGGACAAGAAAGAGAGGAGACUCACCCAGACUGGUUCGUUUAAUCUGGAGAAGGAGAGGCCGGAGAUCGUGCAGACUCUAGCGUCUGUCGCCGUCGCGAGCACCAAUUUAUUGAAUUCGCUCAAAUUGGUGAAUCGCGAGACGACGCGGGUUAGCGAGGAUGCGGAGUGUAUCAACCGGUUCGACAAGUGCAAGCAUCUUCGGCGCCAAAUUCUGCGGUACAUCCAACACAUCGAGAGCGAAGAGUUCCUCGGGGGGUUGAUCCAUGCCAACGACGAAUUGGUGAAUGCUCUGAUGGCGUUCGAGGUGCUGGACAAGAGCGUGGAUUACGACAGCGAUAGUGAUGAUGAGUCGAUGCAUGCUUAUUUGAAACACCAGUGGGGACACGAGGAUGAUAAAGUGAACCAAGGCUUGUCUGGACUGAGCGUCAAUCCUCCCAAGCCACCGCGACCCAAGCAGCCUGCGACGAGCUCGUCUCAGCAUCCGUUACAAGAACUGGAGAGCGAGAGUGAGCCGGAGGUGGAGGAUGAUGACGAGAAUAACCCGUUCGGAGAUCGGAAUGCAAUUAAGACUCCGGCGGUUGAGAAGUCGGGUUAUAGCUGGUACCGUCCACCUCUCGAUUGCUUGAACUAUAAAACUGACAACUACACAGGAAAGAGGUUUGACGAAGGACUCGGAUUGUGA